AUGUCCACAGAUAUCCAAUCCCAGGACAUAAGCGGUGUAGCCGAAUUUGGUAAUGCAGCUGGCACUCCUGCUCAGACGGUUGAUCUUCAUAUCCUCUCUCCGUCCCUCGAGGUCCCAGCCCGGGUUACUCUGGAUAACCUUCCUCUUGCAAUGAAGAUCUUAGAUCUGAAAACUCGACUGUCUGAAACAUUGCCCAGCCGCCCUCGUCCAGAUAUACAAAGGCUCAUUUACAGGGGGAAACCUCUGCUGAACAAUGAAGAGCGGCUAAGCAAUAUUGUUCAGCAUGCAGACGGUCGUGUGCACACGAUUCAUCUUGUUCUUCCCCCGAGUCAGGUCAAAGUUACUAUCCCCCCUCCUACAAACGAUAUUUCAAACCUCCCGAACCCACCGCAGGAGCCGUCCAACUUACGGCUCCGUACAAACAAUGUUGAGCCAACAGUACAGAGACCGCAUGGGCAAGCACAGUUCAACCCAGCGGCAUUCACCAGCCAGGUGGCUGCUAUACGCCAGCACGUUAUAGCACAACAUCAACAUCUGGCGGCUCAAAUCACUCAGAAUUCACGGUUGGUUGACCCGACUCGCCCUUCAGGAACCGGAGUUGCCCCAGCGAUAAAUACGACCGGUGUCCCAUUCCAGAAUACUGUAGAGAAUUCACCUCUAUACGUUGAUGUCAAUUCGCCUUUAUACGGCACCAGAUUCGGGUUGCCGGCGCCGAACCUACAAAGCGAGAGAGUGGGCUCGACGCCCAGUACCCUGUCGCACCAAUCGCCAUCCCCAUGGACCACAAUGUCCGAGAACCCCACACCUCGCAUUUCUCCCGUUCAGCACACAGCAACCAUUCCUCCCCCCAGUCGUCCCACGUGGUUCGGGGAGAGUGGAACCGGUGUGGGAGGUGCAAACGAAAAUCGACAACGAACAAUCGCAACCAUCUUAGAACAAAUAUUUGCUAUGGAAGGCCAACUACGCCGUGGCCAUCUCCCAGUCGUCGAAGAAAUUUCUAGCAUACGCAUUCAACUUCAUCAGAUUCUGGAUGAACAGGACCGUAAUCCACUUGGCCGAAGAGAUAGCAUGCCUGCAAAUCUCCUCGCACGUCUAUCAUCUCUUAGUACUCGGGUGGAUCAAAUACGGAUUUCAAGAGCCCGUUCCUUUACUUUUUCACCGCAGAAUUCCUUGCUUAAUUCCUCACCAACUGUUCAAGAUCCUACGCAGACUUCCCUUUACCUACUAUCUUCCCCGUCUGGCUAUCAUGCAAUACUUUUACCUCCAGCUUCUGCCUCAGGAUAUGGCACCAUCCACACGGGAACGUCUGUAUUCCCCACUCAUAGGACAACCAUUCACCCGCACAUAACCCCUAUUCCACAUGACACGUCACAUGCGCCGCCAAAUACAACGAAUAUACCACCUGCUGUGAAUCAAGCAAUCUUACAACAGCAGGAGCGACAUCGAAUAAUUUUAGGCCCAGCGAAUCUCUCUCGGAUACUGGGACGACUUUGGCUUUUCAUCCGGCUUUAUUUCUUUUGCUACAUGUUCACCGAAGAUGCUCUUGUAUCGGAAACCGAUAUACCACAGCGUUUCCAGAGGGCAGCCUUGGAUCCAUUACACAGACUUCUCGAAUAUUUGUUGCCUAUGGAUAUACAUCAGCCUCAAGAUGCAAACAGAGCCUCUGGACGGGUUAACACAAAUGAUCCUGCCGUGCAUCCGAUGCAACCAAAUACCAUCAAUGGAGACCUUCGUUCCACAGUGGAAAGGCAGCAUCCCACAGCUAUGCCUCACAGCGAGCCGGCGGUGUAUAAUAGACUUAGGACGGCAGAGCGAGCACUUGCUCUUCUCCUUGCAAGUUUGGUGCCAGGUGUUGGAGAACGCCGCGUGGCGGCAAGAAACGCAGCAGAGACCGCGAGACAAAAUCAGUUAGCUGCCGUAAGAGAGGCAGAGGAAAACCGAGCUAGGGAGCAGGAGAAUGAUGUCGCAGAAGUUCCUGAUAACGCUUCUGGUGAAGAGCCUGGGGAUACCGUAGUCAUUGAACCAGGGACCCCCGCCGAUCCCACGGUGGACCUGGAAGAGGGUGAUAGUGCCAUCGAAACGUGA
Molecule: messenger RNA, 2085 nt
Organism: Histoplasma capsulatum G186AR
Lineage: Eukaryota; Fungi; Ascomycota; Eurotiomycetes; Onygenales; Ajellomycetaceae
Product: ubiquitin family protein
Exons: 3
Coding region: 1-2085 (694 amino acids)
Biological process (GO): endoplasmic reticulum unfolded protein response
Source: RefSeq, a predicted model, not a curated record